This is a messenger RNA of Colletotrichum lupini, 399 nucleotides long. RefSeq lists its product as uncharacterized. The coding region runs from base 1 to 399 and encodes 132 amino acids. The transcript has 2 exons. Lineage: Eukaryota; Fungi; Ascomycota; Sordariomycetes; Glomerellales; Glomerellaceae. The record is from RefSeq and is a predicted model, not a curated record.
AUGAGUUAUGCAAACAGCACGCUUUGGCCAGGUGGUUCAACCCAAGUUUCGUCCAGUCCGAUCCCAAUAUCCAGGGGAUCUCGCCCACGGAAUAUUCCAGAUUGUCGGGACUCGAGACCGCCGCAGAGUGGUCUGUGCAAGGAUGAUAUGAGGAGGCCAAUCUACUACAGAGUACAACUCAUGGGGCAGAUCCGAAACUCUGAGAUUCUUCUUAGCACCUUAUCCACUUGGCAUACUUUCCACUACAUCCGUACAGAUCUAAGCAAUACGAGGACGGAUACUCGCUUCAUACGUUUGCGGUGGGCCGCAAGCUGGGCCAUGGCUCAGUUAGGAUGUAUCCGUACCACCAGCCAACAGCUCAUAGCCCUUGCUUCACAUCAACUCAGCAACUUCAAUUGA